Rotaria sp. Silwood1 is the source of this 1158-nucleotide messenger RNA. Lineage: Eukaryota; Metazoa; Rotifera; Eurotatoria; Philodinida; Philodinidae. The record is from the annotation of a GenBank genome assembly.
AUGGCAGCACAUUCUCGUUUUACCGACGAUAUUUGGUGUACACCAGCACCUGGUGCACCACAAAUAUCUCUUAGAACAAUAAAUGAAUUACGAAAUGAAAUAUUUCGCCCAGGUUAUCAAGAAGAAUUUCAACAGGCUUUAUUUCAAGCAGAAGAAAUGAAAUCAAAAGAUUUAUAUGAAAAAUAUUCACCAAGUUUUAGAGAUAAAAAUAAACAAUUUAUUUUUAAAUAUAUUAAUGAAAUAAAACAUUAUUGUCCAUCACCUGAAAGAUCAUUAUUAGUAACACGUUGGAAACCAUUUUUACCUAAUAUUGCACCUAAUAACUUAUCACUUACAUCAACAAAAAUAACAUUUAUGCCUAAUGUAUUUCAAUAUGAAACAUGUGGUGAUAAUCAAACAGUUGAAUGGUAUUUAAAUUUUGCAAAUCAUGAUUUAUUUGCUUAUUAUAGUGGUCCAUUAUUAGCACAAGAUGAAUUACAAGUUUUAGAAUGUAUUGAAUUAGCUGCAUUAAGAGAAUUUUUUGUUCAAACAAUAAAUACAGUUGGUUCAUAUACAACUGGUUCAGAUAAAAGCACACACAAAACUGUACCAACACCAAUUUUAAUAAGUAAUACUGAACGAGUAAUUAAAAUGGAUACAAGUAAGGUAUAUGGUAAUGCAUUUGCUAAAGCAAGUGAAAGACAACUUAUUCAAGCAUGUAAUUAUCUUCCUCAACCUCAAACAGUUAAUUUAAUUGCUAUUGAAGCACCGAGUCAGGGUCAAGGAUCUUAUACCCGUGAACAAGUAAACUAUAUUGUUACCACUUGUUAUGUAGGUUUUAAAGCAGCUCAAAUACUUGCUUAUAAAACUCGUGCAUUAAAUGCAAAGAAUCAACGAUCUAGUCGUAGUGGAAAUUUGCGUACAAAAAUUCAUACAGGUUGGUGGGGUUGUGGUGCGUAUGGAAAUAAUCGAAAAAUGAUGAUUUUAACACAAAUACUUGCAGCGUAUUGGUCUCAAAUUGAUGAACUUAUUUUUCAUACAGAAACAAAUGAAUAUGAUAAAGAUAUUAGUGAAGCUCGAGCAAUUGUUGAAAAACUUCUUCCUGAUAAAAAUGUUGAUCGUGUUAUAGACGAAAUUGUUAAAUUAGAUUUAAAAUGGGAAAGAUCUAAUGAAACUUAA